Messenger RNA from Exaiptasia diaphana, 1909 nucleotides. Its product is annotated as solute carrier family 22 member 15-like. The transcript has 10 exons. Gene Ontology annotation, molecular function: transmembrane transporter activity. Gene Ontology annotation, biological process: transmembrane transport. Bases 182 to 1840 code for a protein of 552 amino acids. The record is from RefSeq and is a predicted model, not a curated record. NCBI's taxonomy places the organism in Eukaryota, Metazoa, Cnidaria, Anthozoa, Actiniaria, Aiptasiidae. Gene Ontology annotation, cellular component: membrane.
UGUUACACCAGUUCUAUUGCCCAGGUUUCUUGGGAGAUAAGGUGUAGUUGGAAGAAUGAAACAUUCCUACUGAAUAUAGCAGACCAAAGCAGUGGAUCAGUGUUGUGUCUCGCGAACUCUGGUCUACAGUUAUUCUGGUCUAUUCUUUGUCCAGCUGAUUCAAAAUUACGGUAUCAGAAUAAUGGCACAAAGCUCAGAAAGGUUURUCAAAGCUACUGGUGGAUUUGGGAUUUACCAAUGGAGGCUUUGCUUUAUCGUUGCAUCAGCUGUUUAUGCUGCCACAUUACCAUUUAUGGUCAUGACAUUCAGUACUGUCAACCCUCCUUGGAAAUGCACAGAAAACUCUACUCAAUGCAAACUACAAGGCAACAUUGACCCAGGAGAUGACAAUUAUGAUCACCGAUGUAAGAUUCCACGCAGCGAAUGGAAAUAUGAUGUUGAAAAAGACUUUGAUUCGAUUGUUACUGAGUGGGAUUUGGUUUGCGACAGAGCUGUUUAUCCCAGCAUUGCUAACUCAAUGACAUUUGUCACGUGGAUGACKGGAGCUACUUUAGGAAGYAUCAUCAGCGACAAAACUGGAAGAAAGACUGUAGCUAUUCCCUCUGUGGUGUUGGUCUGUUUGUGUGGACUCAUAUCAGCCUUUGCAGGGAGAUACUGGGUGUUYGCAGUAUUYCGAUCUCUUAUGGGCAUCRGCUUGGGUGGAUACUCUGUUUGUAUCUUUACGCUUGUCAUGGAGUAUGUUGGACCGAGUUAUCGAGGUAAAGUUGGUUUCGGGGUGUUCUAUGGCUGGACCGUGGCGCUGUUUACAAUAGCCUUGUCGGGUUACCUUAUUCAAAGCUGGCGUACUUUAAGCAUUAUUCUAAGUGUACCGGGAUUGCUGUAUUUCAUCUUUUGGUGGUUAACUCCAGAGUCUCUCCGGUGGUUGAUKGCAAAAGGAAAGGUCGAGCAGGCAAAGGAAACAUUUCGUAAGAUUGCUCAAGUCAACAAGAAGGAGAUAGGGGAAGAACRAAUUGCAUCGCUUGGAGAAACAACUGCUGAAGAAUCCGCUCAAAUUGAGCGUUUAGGUGACAUUCGAGAUUUGUUUUCGACUCGAAGAUUGGCAUUUCGAACACUGGUUUCUUGGUAUGGCUGGGGUGUAUGUGGCAUGGUAUACUACGGUAUAUUUCUCAGCGGGCCAACUCUUGGUGGAAAUAUGUAUCUAAAUCUCUUUAUCACAAGCUUAAUUGAAGCUGUUGCCAUGUUCAUAGGAAUGAUUUCACUUGACAAGUUUGGACGAAGGAAAUGCUUGAUGGUUAGUAUUUGGCUAGGUGCAGUUGCCAUGGUAAUGGGAGCCGUACUCACCUACUAUGAUGACGGAAGCAAAGGCUUUCUUGCUGGGAAAAUCCUGUCGACUUUGGUGCUUGGUAUGUUUUCGAUCACAAUUGUUUUUGAUGGACUAUAUGUUUACACCUCAGAGCUCUUUCCAACUGUUGUCAGAAAUACUGGUGUUGGGACGUCAAGUACCGCCGCUCGCAUUGGUUCCGCUAGYGCCCCCUAUAUUGUAUACUCGAAACGUGUACAUCCUCUUAUGCCGUGUGGUAUCAUGGCCAUUUUUGCUGUCGUAUGUGGAAUAUUGUUUUUCUUCUUGCCUGAAACAUACAACCAAGCAAUGCCUGACACUGUACAGCAAGUUCAUUCAACUCGUGAAAAUGAAGUAGAAUCGAACCAAGCAAUGCCUGACACUGUACAGCAAGUUCAUUCAACUCAUGAAAGUGAAGUAGAAUUGAAUGGCAAGAAAGAUGAUGAAAAAAUACAGUCCAACGACAUCAAGCAGCCAGUUUCACACUUAGCAAAUGUUUAAGAAGAUGAGUUGGAGUACUGUAUGGUCUCAUUAUAACAUCAUCAUCCAAUAAAAGCUUUCCCAAUCCAA